This is a messenger RNA of Centropristis striata (black sea bass), 553 nucleotides long. RefSeq names its product artemin. The transcript has a single exon. Gene Ontology annotation, molecular function: glial cell-derived neurotrophic factor receptor binding; growth factor activity; receptor tyrosine kinase binding. Bases 116 to 553 code for a protein of 145 amino acids. Lineage: Eukaryota; Metazoa; Chordata; Actinopteri; Perciformes; Serranidae. The record is from RefSeq and is a predicted model, not a curated record.
UAAAGCUUGAAAUGAGUUGCUCUUGUAUUAACCUGUGACCAGUUUUGUUCAUUGGGUGUAUAUUGAACUCUUUCUUCCUUUUCCAGAUCAGAAAAAAGAAACAGCAUCUCCUCACAUGCCACUAAACGAGGACAAGAGGAACAGAGAACCAGCUGCACAUGAUGACCAAACAGAAGCUUCUGGAGUCGGGCCGCCACCCAAUCCCAUCAUCCCGGUCCCAGCCCGGUCCCGUCGCUCUACUGCAGACUCCCAGUGCAGCCUGCGCUCCAUCCUGCUGCAGGUUCGGAACCUCGGGCUGGGCUACGACUCGGACGAGACCGUCCUCUUCAAGUACUGCAGCGGGACGUGUCCCCACGUCCGUUCCAACCACGACCUCACCCUCACCAACCUGCUGGUGAGCGGGGUGCUGCCUCAGCCAGCACCUGGGGAACUAUGGCACAACACGCCCUGCUGCAGGCCCACCAACCACGAGGACAUGGCCUUCCUCGAUAACUCGCACCGCUGGCACAAGGUGGAGAAGCUGUCGGCCGCGGGCUGCAGCUGUGUUGGCUAG